AUGGAAACGAAUCCAGUUUCACGUCUGCAUGGAAAACGUUCCUUUACUGGCAAACACAACUUGCUUCCUGCUACCCAACCCAUCGUUCCUCUUUCAAAUGAGACUCAGGAGUCAAAGAUCGAAGUUGCAUUCUUUACCUUUGGCCGUGGCUCAGUUAUUUGGAAGAUUUGGCCUGCAGUUUUAUUCUACACCAUUUUCUCCACGGGCAAGUUCUAUGCUCUCGAUCAUAAAUCACUAAUCGUUGUACUCGAAGAGAAGGCAAAGAUCCGGAGCCUGGCGAUUCCCAAUGUGCUAUUGACCGUCCUUGGUGUCGUUAUCGGCUUCGUGAUAUCGUACCGCGCCAUGUCAGGGUAUGAUCGGUACUGGCUAGGAAGAAGUAUUUGGAGCGAUUUGAUGCGAAACUCGCGAACUAUGGGACGUUUGGUGUGGUACCACGUACCUCCUCGUCUCACUCCCAAAACAGAUGCUGAAAUUGCAAGUGGUCAAUUGGACCGAAGUCAUGAAGAGCUAAUGAAGGUCAUGACUGAAAAAAGAAUGGGACUUGACCUUAUAGAAGGUCAAUUCGCCAUUGCGGUCAAACAUCAUAUUCGAGGUGAACUUGGUAUCUACUUUGAGGAUCUCUACCACUUGGUCCGCCCUUUACAUGACCAUGAGCACACCAUUGGCUCAAGCGACGCUGCCCUUUCGAGCGCUCUUCCAACCACAACCAAGGUUCGACGUAUCGCGUCCAAUUCCGCGCUUUCACGUCCAAUUGGCGAACCUAUUGACAAAGAUAAGGGGAAGUCCAUUAAGUAUCUCGGUGAUCCCAUAAUCCCCCCUAUAAAUGCCUACGGUACUUUCAGCAACAACUCCAGCCCGCCUAACGGGUCUCAUCGGAGCCUCCGUCACAUUUCUUCUACUUCCUCGUUGUCAAACGAGUCUGUGCGAAGUGAACACCAAGCCCUUCAUCCUUCACAAAAUCCAAACGCACACAAGAAGAUGACUCAUGUCGAUCCGGACUUGAUCCCCUUCUCCGGCGUUUUCCAUAACAUCAAGGAAUGGCUCAAGGGUCAAUAUUCGUCUUCUUCCUCGUACACACAAGUCCAGACGAGCAACGACAUUUGGAGAGAUACCCUGGGCUUCGAUGCAAGCCAGCGCAAAUGGAGUGGUCCAAUUCGGCAGAGAUUUGGAAAGGCAAAGCACGGACGAUCAUAUCCUGAAGCUCGCGGAGAAAAUCUUCCUCUUGAAAUAUUACGUUGCUUCAGCGAAUGGUGCAGUGUCCUGGAGGACAGAAACACCGUUCCAGGUACAAGUUUGGGAAGCUUGAUUGGCUGUAUCGCAGCGAUGGAGGAUUCGCUCGGGGCUCUUGAGCGCAUUUUGACCACCCCCCUUCCGUUUGUUUAUUCUGUUCAUAUACGCACCGUUUGGAUCUAUCUAUUCUUUCUUCCCUUCCAGCUCAUCGAUCAGUUCCUUUGGUAUACCAUUCCCGGCACUACAAUUGCAGCUUUUAUAUAUCUCGGAUUUCUUGCUGCCGGAGAGGAAAUUGAACAACCGUUCGGUUAUGAUGAUAACGACUUGGAUUUGGAUAUGUUUUGUCAGGAAAUUAUUCAUGUUGACCUUGAGAACCUCAAGAGGACGCCUUGUCUGAAUGCUUAUCUGCCACAAGCCCACAAACUCGCGCAUAAACACUCGAUGACAGUUACCGAAGUUGCUGAUGUCGAUCCUGAGACCAAAUGA
Molecule: messenger RNA, 1716 nt
Organism: Lentinula edodes (shiitake mushroom)
Lineage: Eukaryota; Fungi; Basidiomycota; Agaricomycetes; Agaricales; Omphalotaceae
Product: Bestrophin, RFP-TM, chloride channel-domain-containing protein
Exons: 14
Coding region: 1-1716 (571 amino acids)
Molecular function (GO): chloride channel activity
Source: RefSeq, a predicted model, not a curated record